GUUACUGGUGAGUGUGGCUCUGCUCCCACUGCUAUGGGCCGGUGGAGUCUUGCCGUCCUUGUUGGAUCUGCUGCUCUGGACUUUGGAACAGGUGGAGCUCCACUUCUUGGGCGGUUCCCAGUUGCUGACCCUGCUGCUGUCGCUGGGCGCCAGCGGUGCCAUUGCCUGGGGAGGACGACGCCUCGAGGCGGAAAAGUCGGUGGAAUUUCUUGUCCUGGCUUCGAUCUGCCUUUUCGCUGCAGCCUGCCUCACAUGCCUCACCCCGCUGGACUCCGCUCCGGCGUCGCAGCGCUGCUGGCGAAUGCUGGGCUGCUGGCUGCAGGUCCUGGCCGCUGGUGGGCUGCUGGUCCCAUGCAUCGCUGCCUCCUUUCCCAGGGAUGUGUUGCUCCCGCUACGGUUGGCCCUGGAACAGGUGGCUCUCCUCUUGACGUUGCUGGCAGUUUAUGUCAUAGGUCAACGUCAGCUGAGCAUCUCCUGCUGCGGCAUGCGUAAUGGACACUACCUGCGACAUCGGCAGAAGAUGUGGCUGAACGAAGGCACUCGGCACGUCGUGGUGGUGGAGGUCAGCGAAGAAGUGAUGGAGGUCACGGACGCCUUGGCAGAGAGAGGCGCUGACACCGCGUGGCUUUCAUCGAAACCACUGCGGUGUCAGCGGCACGUGGCGCGGCAAGUGGAAACGAUAGAGCUACUUGCGAGGAUCCUCCUGCUGCUGCAAAUGUCUUUCUUUGGCACCGCAGAUCUUCUCCACCACCGAGGCUCCGAAUUUUGGUACUUCUUCCUGCUGGUGGCUCUGCAGCUGCGACAGCUGCGAAUCAGUUUCGCCGACGCGCCCCGCGCCGCCUUGGACGCGGCCCUGGCGGGUCUGCUGCACCUCGGUUUGCAGUACGACCAAGCAGAGGACGGCUGGCUGCCGGUGGCGGUCCUGAGGCAACGUGUCCUGGUCCUUUGGUCCUUGAUACGACGCUUGGAUGCCGGAGGCUACGUGCUGCACGUGUCGUGGAUCACCUGGGCCACUCCCAAGCUGCGCCAUCCGGUGACAGCGCUGUUGCUGUGGCUGAACGUCCUCUUCUGGCCUGGUCUCUUGCUGCUGCUGGUGCUCUGCGCGCUGCUGGAGAGCCCGGUGAUGGCCAUCUUUUCGCUGCCGCUCUUCACCUUGGCGGCGCCCAGGUGGUCUCGGGCCUCUGCAGGUGCUGCGGGGACCGAUGCUCCACUGGUGAAGGGAGCGGAGGGGCUCUUCUACGCCAUCGCCGUGCCCUCGCUGUUGCGUGGCCUGGCCUUGCAGUGGCGCGCCCAGACGCUGCGCAAGACGCCCGGGACGCUGCUCUUCUGCAGGAGUCACGAGCGUCUGGCCUGUGUGGUGCGGGUGCUGGCCACUGAAGCAGAGAAGAGAUGGGCGAGUGGUUUCGGCUGGAUGCAGCUGGAGCUGCGGGGUUUGGAGCUGCAGGAGCCCACCAGCUGUCAUCACGUGGAGGCUGGGAAGAUCGACGAAGCCUUCGCCCAUGCCUUCGAGGGUGAAAGGGCACCUGAGAGGCCGAGCUUCGUGCUCCGAGCCAUUUGCGAAGUGCCAUGUAGCACCUACGAGCAGAGCCUGAUCUCCCUGCGGGGGCUGUUGGACAACCCGCAGCUGCUGCGGCAGAUCCACGGCCUCUUCUUGAAGAGUUUGGUCUGGGUGCUCUCCUUGGAAGAGAUUCCCGAAGGUUGGUUGACUUGCCCCUUGAAGCCACAAGAUGCCAAAGAGGUUUUUCAGCUCAUCAGCGACUGCCUUUGGCCUCCGCACAUCUCUGUGGCGCUUCGUGUUGCCCACGGCAGCCCAAGCUCCACCAUGGCGCCCUCCGACACGCCGGAGCGCACGAGCUCGCUGCGGGCAGCGGCCAACGCCCCGCGGCCACCGCCUGGCACCCCACCCAUCAUCAGGCCACCGCAGAAAGCCGUGGACGCCGUGCCGCCCAGCGAUGCGACGAUGUCGACGACGAUGGCAACGACGAUGGCAACGGCAGAGAUGUCCCCGGGGGCCAGAAGUGACUCAGAGGGAGUCGAAGAUUUGGAUACUCUCAUGGAUCAGGUCCUGGGCAUGGCACCCAGCGUGAGUCGCAAACGUGCCGCGGCGCCGGCGCAUCAGGCGGCGAGGAGACUGCUGGCCACGGAAGGCGAUCCCAGUGAGGAAGCGUGGGCUGCUAAGGCCGAACGACCUCAGGUCAUGGCCCUCAACAGUUUGCCCGGGAACUCCUCGUCCACGCUGGCGAACGGCACGGGGAGCGCCUCGCUGGGGGCGAUGGAGGAUGAGAGGACCUCUGCCGGAGUUCCGGCGCAGCUGGGAAAGCCCACGACGGUGGGGAACCAGCCGUUGGAGGAACUGAGUCCUUUGGCGCGCCUUGUCAUCGAGGCCUAUGUGGCGGUGAACGUGGCACCCUUGUAUGGCCAGAAACCGGAAGCCCAUGGCACGUCGCAUGUGUUGCGACUCUUUUCUGGCGACCUGGCGCGAAGCAGCCAGGAGACUACUGAACUCAAGUGGUUGGUGGAGCGACCUGAGCUGUUCCAGUUGACCCUGCGCGCCUUUCGUUUUGCGGUCAAGAUCUCGAUCGAUGCCGCGGCGAUGGGAGAAGAGGUGGACAUGGAGUACCAAGCCUUUGCCGAACUGGCCGAUGAGUUGCGAUGCCGCUGGUUCCUGGGUGUGGAAGGCAGCCUGCAGUGGGAGGCGGCCAUGAAGCGCGGCUGGCCGAAUCUCAUGGCCUUGAGGUCCGGCAAAGGCGUUUCUGAGGUGCAGGUACUUCGUCUACGCUACUCCGAGGACGUAUGUCGUGUUGCCGAACUCCGCCCCGGAGUCUGGAGUUCUCUUUGGGCCUCGGCCGGCUUGGAGCUCCGAUACUUGGCCAAUGACGACGAUGAACGCUACUCCAUUCAGGCGCACCCCACGCUCUUUCGGAACAUGGCGGUCCAAUGCGCUGAGUAUCCCAUCUUCGUCUCCCGCAGAACGCUCUGGCUCUGA
This is a messenger RNA of Cladocopium goreaui, 2986 nucleotides long. NCBI's taxonomy places the organism in Eukaryota, Dinophyceae, Suessiales, Symbiodiniaceae. The record is from the annotation of a GenBank genome assembly.